Perca flavescens (yellow perch) is the source of this 1714-nucleotide messenger RNA. It is a transcript of the gene tmprss13a, whose product is annotated as transmembrane serine protease 13a. Lineage: Eukaryota; Metazoa; Chordata; Actinopteri; Perciformes; Percidae. Gene Ontology annotation, cellular component: membrane. Gene Ontology annotation, biological process: proteolysis. Gene Ontology annotation, molecular function: serine-type endopeptidase activity. The record is from RefSeq and is a predicted model, not a curated record. The coding region runs from base 1 to 1467 and encodes 488 amino acids. The transcript is spliced from 13 exons.
AUGAAGAACGAGUCCCCUCCACCUUACUCUGUUGGCGUGUACCCCCUGCCCCCCCUCAAGUCCUAUGAGGAGGUGGUGUAUGGCUUGGGUCCAGGCCUGACACCCCCCACCCAUCCACAUUACAUUCCCCAGUAUGCACCACCUGUAGUUGUUCCCCAAGUCACACAGUCAAGCAUAAACCCCAGCAGUAGAAAGAAGAGAUGCUGUGAGAAUAAUGCCCAGUUUUACGGAGGGUCAGGGGGAGCCUUACUGGUGCUCGGUCUGCUGGCACUGGCAAUCUGGUUUGGAGUUCGAUAUGGCACCCGGUUGGCAACAGCAGCAAAUCUAUUAAAUGAGUAUGAUGAAGACAAAAAUCAAAAUCCGUCUUUGCCAAACUAUGACACCUGCCCCGAAAAUACUAUCCAAUGUGAUGCGAUAAGAGACUGCCAACUGGGCAGCGACGAAACAAACUGUGUGAGGUUUGGCAGCAAUGGCGCUCUGCAGGUCAGGACAUCUAAAGAUGGCCGCUUCCUACCAGUGUGCUACAAAAACUGGGACCAGAGCUAUGCUGACCAGACCUGCACUCAACUAGGAUUUGGAAGGUCCUAUACCACCAGUGCAUUUCAAUCCCAGAAGUCUAUUGGUUUAACUUUGACCAGCAGAUCAAAUUUACCUCUCCAGGGUCUGGUAAACGUCAGUUCAUCCUGUCCAAAUCAGGAGACUGUCUCCCUGCAGUGUGUGGACUGUGGUCAGUCGUCUAUAUCCCGGAUCAUUGGAGGCAGCCCAUCCAAGACGGGUCAGUGGCCUUGGCAGUUGUCACUGCAAUUCAGAGGAUCCCACGUCUGUGGAGGAGUCCUGAUCUCUCCUGAUUUUGUGCUGACUGCUGCCCACUGCUUUCCAAGAAGCAACUCUUUAGCUCUCUUGGUAGAGAACUGGAAAGUGUAUGGUGGAGUGGUGUCUCUGGACAAUCUACGUCAGCCCUACUUGGUUAAGACGAUCCUCCUCAACGAGAACUACAACAGCCAGACUAAUGACCAGGACAUCGCUGUGCUCAGACUUAGAUCUCCAGUUGUUUUCGAUGAUAAAGUCCAGCCAGCUUGUCUGCCAGCUUUUGACCAGGAAAUUCCCCCUGGAACCAAAUGCUGGAUCUCAGGUUUUGGCAUCACUAAGGCAGGAUCAGGCAUUGUCUCCAGGGAUCUAAUGGAAGUGACAGUGGACAUCAUUGGUACUCAAGUGUGUAACAGCCCCAGUGGGUAUAGAGGCGCCGUGACCAACAAUAUGAUCUGUGCCGGGGACCUGAACGGAGGCAAAGACUCCUGUCAGGGUGACAGUGGUGGACCUCUGGUGUGUCAGGGAGAGCGUUGGUACGUGGUGGGGAUCACCAGCUGGGGAGCUGGAUGUGGGGAAAGAAACAAGCCUGGUGUUUAUACAAAAGUCAGUAGUGUUAUGCCCUGGAUCUACAGCUCAAUGCAGCAAAUGAAGCCAUGAAGUCCCUUUUUCUCCUGCUGGCGGUCUACUUCCCCUCCAUCGCCAAUGAACCCAAUACAGUAAAGCGAUGGAUGGAUAUUGAUACGCACCAAUCGAUGCACUGACUUCAGUCUUGCAUUCUUGAUUUUAUUCUUCUGUCUCUUGGGUGCCUCAGUCAUACAGCAUACUUGUGUUUACCCACAUGUUAAGCUUUAAAGACGACUGGCCCUUCUAGUUCUGUGCCAAUGAAACAGUCUACUGUAAUCUC